AUAAUCUAUAAAUAUUACAAGGAAAUUAUUGAAUAUAUGAAUACCUGAAAAAAAAAGACAAUCGAUUUAACAAUACACAUUAUCAAAAAUCAGACUGUUCAGAUAUUUAUCAUGGAGAAAUAUUAGAGUGACGGGAUAAGAAAAUACUAUCAUGGAUGGAGCUUGUAGUACAGAAGAGGAGACUGACUCCGAGGAUGAAGAAAAAGCAUCUAGCAGUUAUGAUCAACCUCUUAUGUCGCAUGAGGGAUUUUCAGAUACUCAAACUUUAAUCAAAGAAGACCAAACUAAGGCAUCUGCAGAGAACCAUUACGCAAGCGUUGCCUUUUAUGUCAGAGAUGUAAAAACUGGAAAAGUGUAUGGCUUAACAAAUCGUCAUAUUACCCUUCAUACAGACAAAAGUGAUAUUAAAAUGUUAAGUCACAGUAAGUUUAUCCAUUUUGGGACAUCAGUUAAAAUUUUGGAUGAAAAAAGUUUAGAUAUAGGAUUGAUAGAGAUUGAUCACUCUGUAAAAGAUCUUUUAAGCAACAGAAUGUUUGUAUCUAUUCUGGUCCAUUUGAAAGCAUUUUUGAUAAAGAAAUAUUUAAAUACAAACCUAGCGUUAAACUUUAUGAAGUGUGCAAAUGUGGUACACCAAAUUAUGGAACUAUUGUUUCUGAGUCGGAACAUGAAGAGUGUAAACCAGAAAAUGGACAAUUUCUCGUUAAAAGUGAGAAUGGUGUAUUCGCUGUAAAAGUGAAAGUGGUACCGCCGUCGCGGUCAGAAGAAAAGAAGACAAUGUAAUAGGGUUAGUUGGAAUUAUUUGCGGUGGAUCAGGCGACAAUACUGUUUGUCUAUUUAUUCCAGCUGUUUUCUAUUUUUAUAAGAACAGGUACGACAUGAUUCUAGAGUUGUAUGAUGCAUGCAUACUUUGUGGAGUAAAAAUAUAUUUCAAUUUGUCAACGCCAAAUUUCUCCACCUAGUUACGAUCUGGUGGAUCAUGCUUUAUUUGAUGUGCUACAAAUUUGAAAAUGUAGAUGUUAAAAGUUACGAGCUCCUAAUAGAAAGAGAACGCGAUUUGUCCCUACGGGUCACUCAAAGAUUGUGUUUGAAUGAUAACGCCAUCUU
Messenger RNA from Mercenaria mercenaria, 1104 nucleotides. RefSeq lists its product as uncharacterized. The transcript is spliced from 2 exons. Bases 152 to 730 code for a protein of 192 amino acids. The record is from RefSeq and is a predicted model, not a curated record. Lineage: Eukaryota; Metazoa; Mollusca; Bivalvia; Venerida; Veneridae.